AUGAAGAUUUCCACUGCGACCAACCUUGCUGCCUUUGGCUUUGCUGGCAUCAGUUCUGCUAGCAGUGACUUCCUCACGUCAUGCAAAAGGAGAGCGCUAACUUGGCUUGACUGGUAUGUCCGCAGCGGCCUUUCCAAGUCCAUCCACUCGUGUGAGAACCAUUACAACAACGACACUAACUUUGGCAACGAGUUCGGCUGCUGGGGUCCCUGUGAUACACACGGCGAUUCUCACAACACUUUCUCUCUCACAAAAGAUAAGUACAUCGGCAACAACAACGGCGUCCUCGUCUGCUAA
Molecule: messenger RNA, 297 nt
Organism: Diaporthe amygdali
Lineage: Eukaryota; Fungi; Ascomycota; Sordariomycetes; Diaporthales; Diaporthaceae
Exons: 4
Coding region: 1-297 (98 amino acids)
Source: RefSeq, a predicted model, not a curated record